Molecule: messenger RNA, 1625 nt
Organism: Drosophila albomicans
Lineage: Eukaryota; Metazoa; Arthropoda; Insecta; Diptera; Drosophilidae
Gene: IFT46
Exons: 2
Coding region: 249-1466 (405 amino acids)
Biological process (GO): intraciliary transport; cilium assembly
Cellular component (GO): intraciliary transport particle B; centrosome; motile cilium
Source: RefSeq, a predicted model, not a curated record
CACCAGCAAGGACGAGGACGAGAGCACCUGUAAGGAGUCGGGAAAUUGUUCACGGAGCCACAGCGAACAGCAAGUGGAAUCUGGGAUUCAACGGAAACCAGCGCGCGGAAGUGCGCAAAAACAGGAAUUCACUGAAAAAUCAUUAAACAAAGGGCACCCAACCACGCCCAAUAACAACGCAGCGCAACACAACAACAACAACCAAAGGGAGGGAACAGGACACAGCACAUCAGCACUUGAAAGACACCAUGAAUUACUACGAUGAGGAGAUCACAAUCAGUGGCCCGGACAGCAAGCAUCUGAGCAGUGUGCAAAUGGACAGGUCAUCGAGGUCUGAUGCGGCAGCCAGAGGCCAGACUGGAGCAACUGCAGCAGCAGCACAAUCUACAGGCGGACAACGGGCGGCCAGGCAACGCAAUUUGCAGCUGCAGGGCAACUCGGCGGAUGACGAUGGCCUCCUUCAGGAUAUUAUUGAUCACGAUGACGAGGCCGAUGACAGCGACGACGAUGACGAUGACAGCGAGCUGCAAAUGGCUGGCAGUGGACUGGGCAUAGCGGCAACUGCACCACGUCCACAGACACGUCCGGGCAGCACACGCAAUGCAAAGCAGCCGCAGAUCGCCGAUGACCAGCUGAGCUUUGGCAGCUCGGACGAGGCAGCUGGCGGAGAGCAUGCGACUGGCAUGAAGUUGGCACAUCAGAAGCUACCGUUACCAGCGCAGCAGCGACGUAGUGCUGGGCAGGCACAGGAGAUGAACACGUUCAAUUUGACGCCCGACAAGUGGGAGCAGCUGCCACUGCAGCCGGAACUCAAAGAGAUCUUUCCCUACAUACUCAAGUAUACGCCACAAACGAUUGAGACGCCCUAUCAUCUGCAGCCCUUCAUCCCGGAGUUUGUGCCCGCCGUGGGCGAUGUGGAUGCCAUGCUGAAGGUACAGGCACCAGCUCUAUUGCAACCGCAACGUCAGCGUGAGCUGGAUGAGCAGUUGCAGCGAUUGGGUCUAAUGCUGCUUGAUGAGCCGUCGGGCACACAAAGCGAGCCCAGUUUGCUCAACAUGAAGUUACGCUCCGUGCUGAGCGGCAGUCGUGGCACAAAGCCGCGUCAUGGUGGCGCGUAUUCGGCAACGAUGGUGCCCACAGCCCGAUCUGCCAAGGAUAUUGAGCGCUGGAUUGGUGAAGUGGAACAGGUGCACAUGACGCAAUCCAUGUACGAUGCACAGCCGCGUAAGGAUAUCGAUGCGUUGCUUGAGCACUGGCCACACUCGUAUGCCGAGCCAGCGACCAAGGAUGCUCUCGACCAGGCGUAUCACUCCUGUCUGCAGCAGCAAAUCUCACUGGGCGAUUAUGUGCGCGUGCUUUGUGAACGCUUUGGCGUCGAGGGGCCGCUGGAGACGCAAUCGGAUUACAUACACAACGUUCAGACGCUGUUUGCCCUCUACCUGGCCGCGAGUCAGGCCUGGGAAUAGACAGAGAGGGGAGAGAGAGAGAGAGUUGGGUGAGGUGACUGCACUAAUAACGCUAAUGGCUUCGAUUAAGUGACAGCCAGACGCCGUUUGUUUGCCUUUGUGUCGGGAUGCCCCUUUGGCUGGCCAUUAAAUCGCUUGCAAAACCGUUAGUCUCCAUAA